This is a messenger RNA of Passer montanus (Eurasian tree sparrow), 5820 nucleotides long. RefSeq names its product collagen type XXIII alpha 1 chain (gene COL23A1). The record is from RefSeq and is a predicted model, not a curated record. The transcript has 27 exons. Bases 118 to 1599 code for a protein of 493 amino acids. Lineage: Eukaryota; Metazoa; Chordata; Aves; Passeriformes; Passeridae.
GGGAAGCCCGGCCGGCGUGGGGAACCCGGACCUGCAGGGCCCCUUGGCUUGGAUGGCAAACCGGGACCUCCAGGACCAAAAGGGGAAAAGGGGGAAGCAGGAGACAUUGGCCCAAGGAUGGUUUUUCCCCACCUCAGUCAUGGAUUUCUGGCUAAUGAUCAGCUUGUCUUUAGCCGGCGAGUGCUCAAGGGUGAUCAAGGUCGAGAUGGAGCCACGGGCCCCCCUGGUCCACCAGGACCCCCAGGUGCCCGGGGGCCUCCUGGUGACACGGGAAAGGAUGGCCCCAGAGGACCUCCAGGCUCCCCUGGUUUCAAAGGCGAGCCAGGAGAGGAUGGAGUCAUGGGUGCCAGAGGACCUCCAGGACCAAAGGGUGAGCCUGGUGUCCAGGGGAAAAAGGGUGAUGAUGGGAUCCCUGGGGAACCAGGACCUGUGGGCCCUAAGGGAGAAAAAGGAAGCGUGGGUCCCAAGGGAGAGAACGGCACAGAUGGCUUCCCAGGAAUAAAGGGUGAACCUGGUGAGAAGGGAGGAAUUGGCUCCAUUGGACCCCGGGGUCCCCCUGGGCUGAAAGGGGAGCAGGGAGACACCGUCGUGAUCGACUACGACGGCCGAAUCCUGGACGCGCUCAAGGCUGCAGGGAUACACAAAGUGCUGGGUCCACCAGGUCCCCCAGGGCCACCGGGCCCCCAAGGCACUCCAGGUCCCAAGGGAGAGCUGGGCUUGCCAGGUCCACCUGGAAUGGAUGGUGAAAAGGGUCCCAAAGGAGCAAAGGGUGACCAGGGCAGCGUGGGGACCAUGGGGCAGAAAGGAGAGACAGGAGAAGUGGGCUCAGCAGGUCCCCCGGGAGCAGAAGGGCCAAAAGGAGACAAAGGAGACAAAGGAGACACGGGGUCACCAUGUCUGCAGAAUAAUCAUAUCAUACCUGAGCCUGGACCCCCUGGAUUACCUGGCCCUAUGGGUCCUCCAGGAAUCCAGGGGCCUAAAGGUCUGGAUGGUGCAAAGGGAGAGAAAGGUGACACUGGUGUGAAGGGGGACCAAGGUGACACCGGACCUGCUGGUCUCCCAGGUGCUCCAGGGCUCAUUGGUUUACCUGGUACCAAAGGAGAAAAGGGAAAGCCAGGAGAGCCAGGAUUGGAUGGUUUCCCUGGUCUCAGAGGAGAGAAGGGAGAGAGAAGUGAAAGAGGCGAGAAGGGUGAACGAGGAAUACCAGGGAGAAAAGGGGCCAAAGGACAGAAGGGGGAACCAGGCCCCCCUGGACUGGAUCAGCCUUGUCCCGUGGGAGAUCAUAGCAUUGCAGGCAGCAAAAGGGACCCAGGUUUGCCAGGCCUGGAUGGGGUGAGCCUGCCCUGCCCUUUGGUACAGUAUCUGCUCUGCCUUGCAUGGUUUGUGUGUGUUCCUGCUGUGACCAAGCCCUGUCCCCAGGAGCAAACCCCUCCAGGGAGGAAAAGGACACAGGGCAGCAGAGCUGGAACAAGAUGUUUCACUCUGGCAUUUGGGGAAGGAUGCCAGAGUUGUGCCUCCUUCUUUCCAGUUAAAAUUACUUUAGAUAGGGAGUGUAAAUCUUGGGAGAUCAUGCAGGGGAUGCCAGUCCCUUUAUGGUAACAGAUGCUCAAAGUUAGUUAUGGUUUCUCUCAGUGCCUAUGGCCCAGUUUGGUUCCCCUCGUGCCUGUGCUGCUGCAGCCCUGAGUCCCAUCCCCAGCUGGGAUUUGAAAAGCUUUCCUCAAACAAACAGUCCUGCAGAGCAGGGCCACUGGCACUCUGGGCACCAGAAGGGUUUUGCUGUGUCAGCACAGAGCUCUGCUCAGGUUGAGUCCAGUGCUUAUGCAGGAAGGUUCGUGCUCUGCUCCCCAAAAGGGCUCUGCACCACUAGCUAAGAGAGGUCAUUGUUUUAUUUUCAUUUUUUUAACCACAGAAAAUGCUGUGUGUUAGAUGAUUUGCAGUUGUCCUCAGAAAAACAAAAGGGCAGUAAGCUGUUUCUCUUUCAAAAAGUUAAAUUACUUUCAGAUGUGUCCAAGAAACCAAUUCCUAACAGCAAGCCUGCUCUAACUUCUUACUUACUCCCCAGAGAUGUUCUAUUUCCCAAGCAUCUCCCAUCCUAACUACACAGAAAACACAGGACCCAUCUCUGUUGAAGGCACUGUAAGCUGCAGUGGGUGAUUCCUCCAAUUAACUACAACAUGACCAUUUAGCAAAGCACUUGUGCAUCUUCCUGGUUAGUUGCAGGUUGGUUGAAACGUUGACUUUGUUCUGCAGCCCAGGGUGCAGAGGAGGCUUGCUGGGCUUUGAGUCCAGGAGCAGCAGCAUGAGCCCCACACACAGCCACAAAGAGUCAUUUUGGAGUCACUCAAGUGAAACACGGUAGAAAGGUGUGGAGUUUUAUGAUGGCCAAAAUAAGUAUUCUGAGUGCACAAGAAGGAGAAGUGCUCAGGGCAGAGAUAAACCCUGACCAUCAGUGUCAGGGAGCACCUUAACAGUAGGUCAGCAUGUUUUAGGUCAAACAACCACUUGUUCCCUGUACCCAUCACCCCAGACAACUCUGGCAAAUGUACAUGUUCUACCCCCCUUUUUUUAAUAGCUUUGGACCAAAAUAUUGACUGUGUCUGCAGAAAAAAAUGUGUGUUUUCUAACUAAGGCUACAGGAAAGCAUGACUGCUUACACUCUGAGUAGCUGGAGAGGGUUACCUUACUCACUGCAUCUGUUUUAUUGGGCAUAGGCUAUUUUACAUAUAAAAUCAAUACAGAAUACAAAAAAAUGUGAUGACUAACAUUUACAGUAAAAAAUGUAAAAUUGCAUUUUGACCUGUAUUUGCACUAGCAGUUCUCUCUGCUGCAUCCACAUCUUCCCAGCCCUAGUGAGUCUGGAGGUGGCUCUGAGGGAAGGGUCAGUGCCUGGGUGCUCUCUGUGGCUCUACAUGCAGAAAUUCAUGUCAUUGGAGAUCCAGGAGCCUUAAACAAAUCCAGCAUCAGGAAAGGCAGCUGAAGUCAGCUAUUUCUUCAUGGGUGUCUUGAGAGAGCUGGUCAUACAUAGCUCGUUCCUCUUCUAAGGGCUCCUUCCUUUCCAGUGUUCUCCUGGAGAGAGAGCUCUUCUGGCUUUCUGAUUUUUGUAUGUUUCUUGUAUCUCCAGUGGAACAAGACAAAUAUUUUCACUCCCUUUGCAUAGUCCAUAACUCAUCCUAUUCUCAGUUCAACAACUCAAGACUUCUUAAAGAAACUAAGUACUGCAGGAUCAAAUUUAACACAAUUAGGAUACCAUCUAGGAAAAAAAUACCUACAUCACCUCCCCCAAACAGAAAAGCACAUUUUAACAAAAAAUACAUUCCCACAUCAUGCUUUCCAUAUAUAUGUCUGAUUGCAAAAUGCACUACCUUAUAAAGCAGAUUAUGAAGUUAAUGAACUGUGAUUUCAAAUCUAUUUGUACACGUCUUCUUUGUUUAAAGGAAAAAAAAGUGUAGAUUUCCAAUUUUUUUUUUUUAGUUUACCCUGAGGUGUAUUUAAUUUUGUGUUGUGCGUGACAUAUGGAUUACAUUGCCUGCAUAUUUAUUUUUGUGCAUAUACAGUAAAUGGGUUUUGCAUGGUAAUUAACAGUGCUGCUAAGCCUUUCAUUGUGACAAAUGAGCUUCAGGUGUUUGGGUCUGACACUUAAGUCUGACACUGUCAGAAAAACUGAAUCUGUAAAUUCAAUUUUGCAGGGACCAGACGGACUGCCAGUAGCAGGAUGUUGGCAUAAGGUACAGUAACAUUAAUAACUGUAUAUCCUUGAACAGGUCCUGAGUAACUCUGCUCCCUGCAUGGUCAAUGUUUGCAGUGCUGAACAUGCUUUAAGCAGCAGCUCACAGGCCUGGCAGACAUGACAUUAUGCCUUGGGAGAGCAGGAUUCCAGCAGCUUCAGGUCUUGUUCCCCCCAGCUCUAGACUGGUGCUGGGAACACCAAAAACUUCCUGAGCAUGACACAAAUCAUUGUUAACACUGUCAGUAGAGUGCAUUUUUACAGGCCUGCUCAGGCUUUUAUCAUGGCCAAGGAAGCUCAGGAACCACCCAUGGAAAGGCUGCCCCAGGUGCUCGUGUGCCUUUCUCAGUCCAAACCCUCCCAGCUGAGAAGUUAACAAUGGGUUGUCUCUUUGUUGCAGAGUUCCAAACAUUUAUUUUCUAACAAAGACUCUUCUGCCAUUGUAAUUGUAAUUCACAACCACUGCACUGCCUCAGUGCUCUGAUCAGCACCCUGGGUGCAGUGGUCAGGUAAUUUGUAGCAUCUCGUGCACCCAGAGCAGCCUGGGAGAAUGAGGAGAGAUGUGUCCUCCUGUAAAAUGAGGAUUUAAGCCAGACUUGCAGGAGAAUCCUCAUUCUCCAACAAGAGAAUGACUCUGAAGCUGAGUGGAAUUACAAACCAUUGUACAUGUAAACAUGUACAUGGACACAGCUGGAGUUAACAGCAUGCCACUAACCGACUGCAAACCCUCAGUUAGAAUGUGAGCACACCCUUGGUAUAUCCAAGGUUUUAAUUCUGUGUAAUUUGUUUGGAUGCACCAUUAAGAUUAAAGAAAUCUGAAUGCCAAUUCUUAUAGUAUUAACAGUAAGGUUAGUGAGUGUAAUGAAUGGAGCAUUUCUCUGAUCAAAAUGUUUGUUUGUGUGUUCUUUUUCAGUGAUCUCUAAGCAUGAAGCACAAUAUGUAAAUAAUGUGAUAUAUUUUGAUCUUUUUAAUUUUUGUAUAAAAAAAGGAAAAAAACUUUUGACAGUAAUAUAUUGACCUUUUUUUAUACUGGAUUCUGACAUUUGUGGACUUGGAAAAUAAUGUAAAGCUCUCAAACCUCUACCAUUGCAUGGUAACACCAGGAUUUGCUAAAGGUACUGAUGGCAGUAGCUGAGGAUGAACAGUGUUCCCUGCUCAUGCUGCAGUGUGAACUAACAGUACUGAGCCAGCCUUGUGUGCCUUACUGCAUGAAGGAGGGCAAAAUCCCUGUCCUAAUUCGGCUCUCAACUUCAUAUUUGCAUUGUACAUGCACAUUAAAAGGGUGAAAAAACCUGGCUGAAAGCAAAGAAAAGAAGGAUGCAGCCCUGACAAUGAAAGAAGCGGCUGUCUGCUGUCUGGUCAAACAGGAGAAGGAUUUGCAACCUGCAGAGGAAACAAAGCCAAGCUCCAUCCAUCACUACCUGCUGUGGGUGUGAUGGAAACAGCAGUUCUGGGGCUAAACUGAACAACCUUGACUGCUUGUGGUGAUUUCCUCUACAAUCAAGAGAAACCUUUUCCCUCCAGAGGAAGCACCUCUGGGUCCUGUUCUGGGGUAUGAUCCUGAAGAUGUGCCAGCACUUUGUUACUGUGGAACACAAAUUCCCCAGGAAGCCUCUACUGCAGAAUUUCAAACCAGAAAAACCUGGCAGUAUUUCAGUGCAGGGAGCUGCAGGACAGGGAAGGCUCUGCUCAAGUCCCUUCUUAAACAACAGAGCACAUAAUGUUGCUCUUGGAGUUCCCAGAAAUUGGGAGUUUGGAGUAUUUAACUGACUUGGUUUGUGGGAUUCAUUUGCUUUUUAUUUCUUCUUGGUUUACAUGGUUUUAACUGUAAACUAACUCUGUGCUCUCCUCUUGUUGUCUUAUUUUUCUUCACCUUUUCAUUCUCUUUUAUUAAAUUAUCUCUUCUCAGGCACAUCCCAUGCAGAGCAGGGUAGUGGAUAAAAAUCAUUAUUAUUUUGAUAUCUGCAUAUGCCACUGUGGGAUCAAUUAAAAUUGCAAACUAUUCCACAGUUCAGCAUUUUUAAGAUGUUGAAAAAACAGCAAUUGUGCAGCAGAGAGCCAUAAAAAAAUAUUUCAAAGAGGAAGAAGAUGGCUUA